Messenger RNA from Leptopilina heterotoma, 714 nucleotides. RefSeq lists its product as uncharacterized. The transcript is spliced from 3 exons. The record is from RefSeq and is a predicted model, not a curated record. NCBI's taxonomy places the organism in Eukaryota, Metazoa, Arthropoda, Insecta, Hymenoptera, Figitidae. The coding region runs from base 101 to 580 and encodes 159 amino acids.
UCUUUCGUUAUUUUGAGUGUAUAUUUUUUAAUUUUAUUACUUUUUUUUAUAUUGAAUUAAAAACAAUUUUUCAAAUUAUUUAAACAUCUAAAGUUUAAAAAUGAAAUUGUCCAUAAUUGUCGCCUCUUCACUGGUUUAUUUCUCGGUAUGUGUUUUCACUCAGGAAUUUAUAGGACCUUUAGAGAAUGUUCUCAAAGAAAAAUUAAAUCUGUCUGCUGAAGAUUUCAUGAAAAAGUGUCAAUCAAAAUCGUUAAUUAUUGUUGAUAAAUUAAUGGCAAGUCGUAGUGGGGCUAAAAUUAUUGGCAAUGCCUUAGCAAACGAUAUUCUUCAUCGUGUACAAUCAUCGACAAUGCCCAAUGAACAAACUUGGAAGAGAGUUGUUAAAGAACGUUGCUCUACAAAUUCGGUGCUUAAAGUUUUGUCCCUAUUGAGUGUCGACACUGUAAAUUUAUGUUUGGAUGACGGUGAAAAAUUAUCUGGUGAUAAAAGAAUCGAUUUUGGUCGUGCACUUACCAGGGGAUAUUGUGUUGCGGCAAAAAAAUUAGCCAAGGAGAAGAGCAAAGCUCAACAUCCAAAAUGAAUUCAUAAUUUUUAUUGAUUAUAAAUUAUAAUAAAUACUGAGAAUACCUUGUUAAUUUUAUUAUUUAAUAAUUUCUAUAUUUCAACUAUAUGCGGUUUGUAUAGAAAACCAAAAUAAAUAAAAAUGAAACAAAA